AUGGGACUGUUCUCUAGGAGCAAGAAGAAGGACAAGAAGGCCGCCGGGGGCGAUCCUCCCGAGGGCCCGUCGUCGUCGGCACCCGGGGACCCGACGUCGUCCUCGGGCAACAACGACUUGACCGCCGCGGUGUUGGCGCUGAGCUCGGCGGACCCGGACGGAUGCUGCGAGGCGGCGAACAUUCUUCGAGCCGAGGCCGAUCGGGGCCGGGUCCCCGCCUCGCCGGCGAUCAAAUCCGGCGCCGUCGCCGCGCUCCUCUCCCUCGUCCGAGGCCCCGGAGGCGGGCAAUCGUCGUCGUCGGCCGGGGCCCCGCCGUCGGGGCAGAGGGGCGUCGCGGCGCUGAGCGCGGAGGUGGCCGCGCUACGCCGCGAGUGGCGCGAGCAAGAUGCCGACAGGUGCGCGCGCCACGCCGCGAACGCCCUCGCGGCCAUCGCGUCGGCGGACCCGGAGGGGCGACCCGCGCUCACGCUCGUCCCGUUCCUCCUCGACGCCCUCCUGACCCGCGCGGAGUCGCGCGCAUCCUCCGCAGCCGCGAGAGGCGCCGCGGCCGGGGCGCUGUUCCGCCUCGCGGGCGAACCCCUCGCCAAGUCGGCCAUCGCGUCGCGCCCCGACGCGGUCGCCGGGCUCGUCUCCCUGGCGUGCAAGGACCCUGGCGUGAGAGACCCAAAAAAACCGGGCGACCUGUCCGGAUCUACUCCGUCCGGCGGGGACGGAUCCGACGGGACUCGAGCGGCGGCGGCGGAAGCCGCGGGCGCGUUGUGGACCGCCACCGUGCGCGUCGCCGGUCCGAGCGCGCCCGGGGGCGUCAGCGGUUUUCACAGCGGGGUAUCCACACCCGGCGGCGGACCCAGCGCGGGGGGCAGCGGGUUUAGCACCCCAGGGACGGUGAGCUCGCAGGCGCUCGGCGCGGCGGCUGGGAACGACGCCGCGCAGGUGGUCUGCGCGCACCUAUCGCACCGCCAUCUGGAUGAGCUGGCGGCCGCGUUGGUGAACGGACACCGGCGGCGGCGGCGGGGCCAAAAGGGGGAGCGGCGCGACGAGGUUAACGGGAACGGGAAUCUGGACGCGGAUGACGUCGUCACGGCGAGGGUCGCGGCGACGCUGGCCAACACGUGCGCCGCCCCCGCGUGCGCGGCGAACGUGGCGAGAUCUCCCGCGACGCUCGACGCGCUGUCUCGCUCGUUGCGAUCGACCCGGGGACUCUCCGUUGAUACCGCGGGGGAUUUGACCGGCGGCGGGGGCGGGGACGGGGACGGGGAGCGGGGCGAGGAGGUUAACCCGUGGCGGAUCCGACGCGAGGCUGGGCUGGCGCUGUGGAACCUGACGGCGCCGAACGAGACCGGGCGUGCGGGCGCGUCGUCGAACGAUCACAAAACGCGGUCGAAUCAUCGAAGGAGAGUCGCCGCGCGAGACGGGAUCGUCGACGGGCUGGUGGAGAUGAUCCUGGCCGGGUGCGUUGGGGUGAGGUACUCGACCCCGAACCAACCUCGCCCAAACGGCGACGAGGAUCCCCACGAGGCCAUCAGGCUCGGCGCGGGGACGCUCGGGGCGAUCUUGUCGGAGCCCGCGGCGAGGUCGAAGUUCGUGAAACACCCGCUCGCGGGCGUCGCCGUGCGAUCGGCGCUCCUGAGGGCGACGGACCCGGUGGACCCCGGCGCCGAUGCGAUUACGCCCACCGCGGUGUGGCUCCUGCUGAACGCCGCCGCCUCCGAGGAGAUGUGCGAGUUCAUCGGGGGGGACGACGCGUGCCUGGGCGCCGCGCUGAGGGUGAUCGCGAGUGGGGGACCGUGCAGCGUCGACGCGGCGGCGGCGCUCGCCAGGGUGGCGAGAACCAGCGCGUCGUGCGUCCGACGGUUGGUCGGGGCGGAUUCAGCCCCGGGGUUGGACGGAAAGGAAACCGGUCCUCGCGAAGGAGACUCGAACCGAGUCGACGCGGAAGACGCGAAGGACGCGAAGGAACGGAAGCCGGAGGGUACGAGCGCCGCCGCCAGGUACCUCUCCGCGGUGAUUCGAUCGUUCCUGCGCAGGUACGCCGACUCGGACGGGAGGGACCGGGCUCAUCACCCGGCGAGGUCGACGAGGAAGCCGGGCGCCGAGGCGUGGUGCGUUGCCGCCGAGCUCAUCUCCGGCGUCGUCCACGGGGACUUCACCGCGCGCGAAGAGGGACGGACCGGGGGUAAAGGCGGGAACGAGAACGACGGUUCGACGCGAUCGGAGCUCACAAACGAGGCUAAACCGGGUCCGUCGGGUCCGUGGAGGAUGUUAUCCGGGCCCGUGGUCGAUCUCGUGGUGGCGCUGAGCUGCUCGGGCGACGGACCUACGCAGGCGGCCAUCGCGCCAGCCGCGGAGGCCCUGCUCGCGGAAGCCGCCGACCCGGCCAACGUCAUCGAGGGCUCCGAGCGCGCGAGAGAGAGCGGGAUGUCCGCGUGCGCCGCGCUGUUGGGGUGCUGCCGGGGUGCGGCGAGCGAGAGGGUGGCCAAGCGGCUCGCCGCGAUGGCUGAAAAAGCGGACUCGGCUCUCGCGGAUGCGCUGCUCUCGCACCCUUCCCUCGCGCGGGGUUUGGCGAGAUGCGUGUCGGACGCGUGCGGCCAGAACCCCGUCGUCGUCGAUGCCCCUUCGGACGAGCACGCCGACGACCCCGACGGCGUUACAACGACGAUGGUACCCCUGCCGAGCCCGACGUCCUCGUCCGCCGGGGGCGCGCUCUCGAGGCUGAUACCGGUGCCGCGCCGGAGCUCCUUCGGGGAGAACGGCGCCGGCGGCUUCGACUCGAUGGACGCGAACGCGUCCCCGCGGCACUCGUCGCAGUCCGCUCGGGGAUGGACCGGCCCGGCGUCGGGGGCGUUAUCGGCGCGGGGCGGCGGCGGGAGAGACAGCGAGGCCAACGCCAGGGAGCUGGAAGGAUGGCGGGAGGAGGAGCGGGCUCGGCACUUGGCGGCGGCUUGGUCCAUCACGGCGCUCAGAUCGCUAGCAGAUACCCACGCAUCGUGCAGGGAUCGCAUCGCGGCGGACCUCGACGUGCUCGAGGCCGUGUCCGCCGCGCUCCUUCGCGGUGGUUCGCCCCUCAACGCGCGCGCCGCGGGGCUCUUGGGCUCGCUGGGGGCGGUCAACGGCGGCGGCGUCGCCGCGGCGCUGUCGCUCGGCGACCAUUCCUCGGUUCACGCCGAGAGUGCGUCGUCGACGUCGCAGGGGCCGGGAUCGUUCCAAGGCGGGGUUCCGCGCGGGGCGUCGACCGUGUCCGUCGACGCGCUGAUGGGCAUGAUGACGGCCGCGGCUGCGCACAGAACGACGGAGGAGUCUGUUGACGCCGCCGUGGCGUCGGCGGUUGAGGCGGGCGCGGCGCUCGAGGCUGUCGCCGGGCACCCGCGAGGCGCCACCGCGAUAGCGUCGCACCCUACUGCGCUGACGGCGCUCCUCGCGUUGACGUGCCCGCCGCACCCCGCGCGCGUGUCGGCGUCGGCCGCGAGGGUUCUCCGCAGGUUGGUAGCCGUGGCGCCGCCUCCGGUUGGCUCCAAAGCGGCCGACACGAUAUGGUCCGUUGACUCCAUCGCCGCGGUCGUCUCCGCGCUUCGUCGCCGCCCAGAUGGAUCCGAUGCCAUCCAGGCGAUCGCGCAGACCGCCUGGUUCCUCGCGCAGCUCGCCGCCGCCGCGCAAGACGACGAAUCGCGCGGGGACAUCGCCGGGGAGGAGGGCGUGCUCGAAUCAGUCGCCGACGCGUUGGCGCUGGCGAAAGCUCCACCCGGGGGUUGCCGGGGCGGCGCGACGGCGCGCAAAAACGCGGCGGCCGCCGCCUCGGCCGUCGUGUCCGAGCUCUCGUGGACACCGCGGGUGCGGGUCGUGGUCAUCAGCGAGCUGAGGGGCGGGAAGAUGUCGGUCGGGCUGCUCGACGGGUUGUCGGCGGCGCUGUCGAUGGAGUCUGAAGCGGUACAUUCGGAACCGGAACAGCGGGACCCUCUCGACCCGUGCGAGCUGGGCGAGCACGAUCCCCGGGCGUCCGCGAUGCGCGCGGUGAGCCGGCUCGCCGCGGCGGACCCGUUCCUGGCGCGAUCCCUCGCGUCAUCGCUCGACGGAUUCUUCCCGCGGGUCGCCGCCGCCGCCGUCGUCGCCGCGGCGGAGAGCCCGGGUAAUCUCCCGGUUCCCGAAGGCGGACGAGGACGUGACGCGGGAGCCGCCGCACGACCCGGCGCGAUGUGGUUCGGCGCACACGCGGCCUGUGCGCUCGCGGUGUGGUGCGCUCCCGCGCCGGAGACCGGGGGGGGCUCGGGUCUGGAGGUUUCGGAGUCGCCUCUCACGCGGUUACUCGCGGAUUUGGCGCCCCGCGCGAUACAUCUCCUGGAAGGACGCGCGGGAUCGAAACCGUCGGCGUCGCCAUCGUCGACGAAUCGCACCCCACCCACGCUGUCCACGCCCCCGGUGUCCGGCUUGCGCGCGCGCCGCGGGGGCGCGGGACUCACCAUAGCCACCCCCGGAGGAUCAAGCGCCAUCGCCGACGAGCCCGCGGCGGACCUUCUCGGUGACUCCGAGGAGAUCUCCCGCGCGCGCCUGGAGUGCCGCAUCGCGCUCGCGCGCGUGCUCGGACGGCACGUCGCGCUCUCUGCCUCCGCCGUCGAGUCCGGGGACGCGGAGGCGACGUCGACGGCGCGGCGAUCCAUCGAAGCCCUCGUCGCCGUCGCGGGCGCCGGACCGGCGUCUUCACCGCCGAGGCUCGUCGCCGCGGGCGCCGAGGCUCUCCGAUGGAUCGCCGGCGCGGGCGGGGAAACGGGCGCGACGACGAACGAUGGUGAUCGUCUCGAUACCCUCCCCGCGAUGGUCGCCGGGGUAAACGGCGCGCUCCCCGCGUUGGUCGCCGUCGUCGAGCAAGGGGACGUCGCCCCCACGCCGGGCCUCGGCAUCCUCGGCUCGACUCGCAGGCGCGGUUCGGCCGGGGGCGCCGGGGGCGUCGCCGGAGGGUCGCCGCCGGUGUCCAUCAGGGCUCAGACCGACCCAUCCGCGGCCCACGCGGCGAUCGCCGCCGCCGCCGCGCUCGGAACCCUCGCGGAGGUGGCCCGGAGGCUGCCCCGGACCGUCCCGGCUAAACUGGCCCGGGUGAAAGCCGCGCCGUCGGCGCUCGCCGGGUUCAUCGACGAGCGCGCCCACGCGCGGAUGUGCGCCGCCGCCGAUCGAGCGCUCGUGUGCACCGCCCCGACGGUAUCCGCGCGCGCGCUGCUCGCGUCCGCGUUUCGGGACCGCGACGGAGCGCUCGGGCACCACCGGAAGCAGAGCGGCCCGGUUGGCGUCGGAGCGCCCGAUCCGUCCCGGGGGUCGGCGAGGACGCCCAAGAAGGUGACGUACGGCGACGAGGAGUUCAACAACGCGGAGUCAAACAAUCGCGCGAAUCGCGCCGUCGAGUUCAACGACGAGGCCCCCACGCACCGAGGAACGCGGUCCCGAGGAACGGUCAAGGAACACUCCAGUCAUCAGGGAGGAGGAGGAGGAGUCGCGUGGCACAAGACGAGCGCCGGCGCCGACGGCGCGAGGGUGGUCGCGGCUGACGUGUUCGCCGCGCUCGCGUCCGUCGCUCCCGCGCCCGUGGCGCUGGGGGACCCGAGGAUCGUGCUGGGACUCGCGCGCAUGUGCCGCGGGGGACCGGGGCUGGGUUUGGUGGAACGAAUCGCGGGGGCGAGGGCGCUGUGGAGCGCGUGCCUCGCCGAAGGGGACGGGGCUUGGCACGUCGAGGAAACCGAGGGCGCCAUCGCUUCGCUGGCGUCGCUGCUGGCCACCGGAGGAGGGAACAACGACGGAUCCGACGCUACGUCCAUCCGAGUGGCGCGAAUAGCCGCGGCGGGCGCGCUCGGUGCGGUGCUGAGCGGCGCGGCGGCGUCUCGCGACGAAUCGCGAGCGGUUCGGUGCGCCAACGCGGUGUGCACCGCCGACGGCGUCCUCGCCGGUUUGACCGAGCUUCUCCGCGGGGGCGCGAAGGGGGACAAGGAAGAGGCGCUACCCGCGGCAGCAGCCGUCGCGCUGCUCACGCGCGUCCCCGCGGUGGCCGCCAGGGUGGUAUCCACGGAGGGGACGGUGGCGGCGCUGGUGGACGCGUUGCACGCGGGGGGGGACGGCGACGGGGGCGACGACGCCGAGUCGCACGCGUUGCUCGCGCACGCGGCGUCCGCCGUCGGCAACAUCGCGGCGCACCCGGCGAGCGCGGGUCUCAUCGCUCCCGCGCCCAGGCUCGUCCCGGGCCUCGCUCGACUUUUAACGGGCGCGAGGCCCGAGGUGAGGGAGAUGGCGGCGGGGGCGGCGAGGAACCUGGCGUUGACCGCCGCGGGGAGGAAGGCGCUGCGGCAAACCGACGGGUUCGUUGGGAAGAUCCUCGUCUCGCUCGGGUCGACGUCCGCGGGUGAGAGGCACGCCGCGGUGGGGUGCCUGGUGAACCUCAGCGACGACCCAUCGUCGCUCGGGUCACUCGCCGACGCGCCCGGACUGUUAUCCGCGCUCGCCGCCGCGGCGGACGGGGCCGAGACGGCACGGGACGCCAGGCUGAGACGGUACGUCCUCAGCAUUUUCGCCAACCUCGCCGCGGACCCGGUGACCCGACGAACCCUCGGAAUGGCGGGUUCAUCAGCCCCGACGGUGCUUCCGUCCAUCGCGCGCGGGUUUGUCAGCGCCAGACGGUGGGGCGUCGACCCCGUCGCGCAGGUUUGCGGCCUCGAAUCGUUGACCAGCCUUUUCGAAUCGUUGACCAGCCUCGCCGCCGACGCCGAAUCUUUCGACGCGGGCGCGAUCGAGUCGACGGUCGUGAACACCGCAGAUGCCGUCGUCGAGGCUGUCGAGAACGGCCCGGCGUGGUCCACCCCGCGGGGUCCGUCUCGCGCGGCGGUGGCGGUGGCUGCGAGCGCCGCCGCGCUGGUGACCCGCGUGGCGAGCCUCGGGGGCGGGAUGGCCGCGCCGCUGUUAGCGGGUGGCCGCGGGGACCGGCUCGUCCGAUCCCUCGCGCGGCUCGCGCACCCGGACGACGCCGACGUCUUCUCCUCCCAGGCGACGACGGGCACAUCCAACGCGGGGCCGGGCUCGUCCAACGCGGGGCGGGGUUCGUCCAAUAAGGGGGCGGGCUCGUCCAAUCGCGGUCCGAGCGCAUCGACCGACUCGUCGAACAGGGACGCCGGGGUGGAGUCCGUCGCCGCACUGGCGUCGCUCGCGGCGAUACCCGAACGCGCGGCGUCCGUCGCAUCCGCCGAGUCGUUCGAGGCGCUCAUAUGCCGCGUCCACGCCGCCGCCGCCGUCGCGGAGAGACAAAGCUUCCCGUCGGGCGGAGACGCGGUCAUCGGCUUCGCCGCGGAUGACGCCGCGUACGACCUCGCGGGAUCUCACGCCGCGGCGGCGCUCGGGUCACUCGCGUUUGCCGGGGUCCUGGAUCGCGACGCGGCGCUCGGCGUGCUCGGCGAGCGCGCGGGUCUCCUGCGCGGGAUAAUCGCGUGCGCCGCGUCCGGGAGCGACGACGACGACGGCGGCGGGGUGUCCGACCGGGUCGCCUCGUUCCUGGCGUGUGCCCCGCGAGUAUCCACCGCCGACGACGCCGACGACGCCGACGUUCCCCCCCCGGGGUGGGACGCUCGCGCGUGUCGGGCGCUUCACGCCCUCGGAUCGUCCUCGCGCGUCGCCGCCAGGGUCAUCGUCUCGCACCCCGGCGACGCGUGCGCGGCGUUGGCGCGGGUUUUGCUCGUCGGCGACGACGAAUCGCGCGCGGCGGCGGCGGCGGCGGCGGCGGCGCUCGCGGAGAACGUCGGGUCCGGCGGCGGGUACCGCGCGACGAUGGUCGCCGUUCCCGGGCUGGUCUCUGGGCUGCGGUCCGCGCUGGGCGGGUCAUACAACGCGGGCGGGACGUACGCGGCGGCGGCGAUCGCGCGUUUGGCUGGGGACGGAUCGGGGGAGGGAGGUGGGGAGGCGGCGGCGUCGGUUUUGGGCGCCGCGCCGGGGGUGGUGCACGCGCUGACGAGGGCGUUGGACGAAGCCGAAGCCGGCGGGGACGCCAGCUGCGCGGCGACGUGCGCCGAGGCGUUGCGGCGACUGCUUCGGUGCGAGGAGGCCGGGGCGAGCGAGGAGCUGGUGCGGCGCAUCAAUGCGUUGACGAUGCGGGAGUAA
Micromonas commoda is the source of this 8118-nucleotide messenger RNA. RefSeq lists its product with no specific name. NCBI's taxonomy places the organism in Eukaryota, Viridiplantae, Chlorophyta, Mamiellophyceae, Mamiellales, Mamiellaceae. The record is from RefSeq and is a predicted model, not a curated record. Gene Ontology annotation, molecular function: protein binding. The coding region runs from base 1 to 8118 and encodes 2705 amino acids. The transcript has a single exon.